CUUUGGUCUGCCAUUAUAGAAAUUCAGCCAUAUUGGUUUAGUUAGCGGACAUGUUUGUUCCGCCAUAUUAGGUCAACCAUAUUUUAUAAACAAUUUGAAAAUAGUAUUGUACAAAAACCCCAAAAAAGUAUAAAAUUUCUAUAGAGUUUUGUAAGUGAUUUUAAAGUAAUAAAUGGCGGAUCACAAUAAUAUUAUGUGUGAAGUUGAAAUACAACCGGACAUACAAGAAUGCGUGGAAAUUGAAACAAUACCGGUAGAUAUGCCCUGUGAAACGGUGGAAACAAUUGUUGAGUGUGUUGGUGUUGAGCCUAUGAUCGCACUACAGCCAAUUAAUGAGAAUAGUAGGGACGAUUUAGUUUUACAAACACAAGAGGAAAUUAUUGACGAUUCAGGGGAUCCGUUAGGAGUGUACGAUGAAAUACCAGUGCCUGAUGCCUCUGAAAUAUAUGUUGAAUCAUCACCAGGUCCAUCAAAACGUAGAAAAACGAAUUCAGGUAGAAAUAGAUCUGUGAUGCGAGGUGUUCGUGAUAGUUCGAAUGAGUUAUUGGGUUUACAUGACAUUCCACUUGAAUCCAAAGCUAGAAAAUGGGAACAGAAACAAGUACAAAUUAAAACGAUGGAGGGUGAAUUUUCUGUCACUAUGUGGGCUUCUGGUACAGAUGAUGAUGAAGGUUCAAAUCCAGAACCUGAUCCAGAUUAUACCGAAUACAUGACAGGAAAGAAAAUACCGACAGAAGGAAUACCUGGAUUAGAUUUAAGUGAUCCUAAACAAUUAGCUGAAUUCGCGAGACCGGGACAUAAAGCAAUGGUUAGCAAAGUAAAAAAACAAUCAAUCGACAGCAUGGAUAGAACUAUUGCAUGUCCACAUAAAGGCUGCUGUAAAAUGUUUAGAGAUAAUAGUGCCAUGAGAAAACAUUUACACACGCAUGGGCCUCGAGUGCAUGUGUGUGCUGAAUGUGGUAAAGCGUUUGUAGAAAGUAGUAAAUUAAAACGACAUCAACUUGUACAUACCGGUGAAAAACCUUUUCAAUGUACGUUCGAAGGAUGUGGGAAACGAUUUUCAUUGGAUUUUAAUCUUAGGACACAUGUCAGAAUUCAUACCGGUGAUCGACCGUACGUAUGUCCGUUUGAUGGAUGCAAUAAAAAGUUUGCUCAGUCAACAAACUUGAAAAGUCAUAUCUUAACACAUGCCAAAGCAAAAUCGAGAAACGCUAUAAAUAGAGGCGCUGUCAUGCAAACAAUGCAGCCACAAUUCGUACAGGUUGAAGUAGCUGAUGUCGACAAUUCACAAUUUAUUGUAUAUGCUGAUUAAUAAAAUAUAUAGGGGAUGAAAUCCUAUAUUCUCAG
Messenger RNA from Chrysoperla carnea, 1347 nucleotides. Its product is annotated as transcriptional repressor protein YY1-like. The record is from RefSeq and is a predicted model, not a curated record. Gene Ontology annotation, molecular function: RNA polymerase II cis-regulatory region sequence-specific DNA binding; DNA-binding transcription factor activity, RNA polymerase II-specific. NCBI's taxonomy places the organism in Eukaryota, Metazoa, Arthropoda, Insecta, Neuroptera, Chrysopidae. Gene Ontology annotation, biological process: regulation of transcription by RNA polymerase II. The coding region runs from base 173 to 1312 and encodes 379 amino acids. The transcript is spliced from 5 exons. Gene Ontology annotation, cellular component: transcription regulator complex; PcG protein complex.